Pichia membranifaciens NRRL Y-2026 is the source of this 1326-nucleotide messenger RNA. RefSeq lists its product as hypothetical. Lineage: Eukaryota; Fungi; Ascomycota; Pichiomycetes; Pichiales; Pichiaceae. Gene Ontology annotation, biological process: transmembrane transport. The coding region runs from base 1 to 1326 and encodes 441 amino acids. Gene Ontology annotation, cellular component: fungal-type vacuole membrane. Gene Ontology annotation, molecular function: transmembrane transporter activity. The transcript has 2 exons. The record is from RefSeq and is a predicted model, not a curated record.
AUGACACACAUUUUUCUUUCUUUGAAGCAGUCCUCGAGGGACAUCAGGCUUCUAUGGUUUUCGGUGUUCAUCCGCAUGAUCUCAUUUGGGUUGACAAACCAAGUGUUGACUUUAUACCUCAAGGAAAUUGGGAUUUCAGAGGUCAACAUCGGUCUGUUUAUGUCAUUAACAAUGAUUGGAGACUCGGUGAUUUCAUAUGCGCUCACAUGGAAUGCUAACAAAAUUGGUAACAGAUUUAUUAUGCUUAUGGGCAGCUUCUUGAUGAUGGUGGCCAGUGGUAUCUUCUCGACAGGCACAUCGAACUUUGGCUACUUGCUUGUUGCUGCGAUCGUCGGUGUCAUUUCUCCCUCUGGAAAUGAUGCAGGCCCGUUUAAAACGAUAGAAGAAACGGUGUUGGCCAACUUGACUCCUCCAAACCACAGACCAGAAGUGUAUGCCAUCCAUUGGACCCUGGGUUCUAUUGGUGCUUCAUUGGGUUCCUUUCUGGCCGGGCUUUCCGUCGACUAUUUCACUCACAAGAGGCUCCUUCCUGUGGUGGACUCGUACCGCUACACUUUCUGCAUUCUAGUGUUCACCUCGUUUUUGAAGUUUGUUUCGCUUCUUUUCGUCUCGUACAAGGCCGAACCUUCGUACGUUCCACCUUAUAUGGCUGUACAGCAUGAUCAGGAUUCCAAUAUAGAGGACGCUACUAUAGAACAUGAAACGCUGACGGGUUUGUCGCCGCAGUCGCAAUCCAUCUUGUUUAAACUCAUGGUUCCCUUUAUGCUAGAUUCGUUUGGAAAUGGAUUUAUGACAAAUGCAUGGGUGGUCUACUACUUCAAGGAAAGAUAUAAAACACCGGCUGUACUUUUGGGUACGUUGUUCGGCCUCUCUGGAAUAGCCAUGUCAGUGUCAGCGAUUCCAUCGGCAUGGUUUGCCAAACAAUUUGGUCCCAUUAAGUCAUCUGUGAUGACACAAAUUCCAUGUGGGUUGUUUUUCAUGAUGAUACCGAUACUGGGCUUCAAUUUCAGCCUGGGUUCUCUUUUCUAUUUACUAAACCAGAUGACUACGGCAUUCGAUGUCGUUCCUCGACAGAUUAUUCUCACUACACUUGUUGAGCCAACUGAUUUGUCCAAAGUGAUGGGUUCGGUCAAUAUAGGGAAGCAAAUUGCCAGAUCAAUCAGUCCCUAUUUUACAGGUUAUUUUGCCGAGGCCCAGUUACUAUGGGUCUGCUUUCUCAUUACAGGUGUGCUUUUGAUCAUUGCCAAUCUAAUAUUGGCGAUAGACUUCAGUGAUCUCGAUGAAAAGGUCAGAGAGAUAGAGCAGGUCCAGCACGAUAUUAUGUGA